Molecule: messenger RNA, 1394 nt
Organism: Vitis vinifera (wine grape)
Lineage: Eukaryota; Viridiplantae; Streptophyta; Magnoliopsida; Vitales; Vitaceae
Exons: 6
Coding region: 199-1050 (283 amino acids)
Source: RefSeq, a predicted model, not a curated record
UUAGUCGGUUAUCCCUUAAGAAAAAGGUUAGAAAGGAAAGGAGCACAGGAUUCAUCUUUUUCUUUUUUCUCCAGUUUGUCGAGAAAACGUUUUUCUUUUCUCACCAAACAGACGUAGUUUUCCUACUUGUUGGUCUCUAAACCUCCAAAUAACCCACUAUACUAUACUCACUUCAACAAGCCGAAAAGCGAGAGGGAAAUGGAGGAAACACUGUACCAGCAUCUGCACAAGCUAUCAGGCACAAAAUCAGAGGAAGCCAUUGAAGAAAUCCUUGAAACCCUUUGGAAAACCAGGAAAACCGGACUCUCAACUCAACAAAAAUCUCACCUCCAGUCCCUUCUCAGUCUUCCAUCACUCCAACAAGUGGACCCAGUUUUGGCAUGCCUUCGCUCGCUUAUUCGAAAAAGUGUACACGAAAAUUUCAGUGGUGAUGAUAUUUUGAAGCUGUUUCCACCUGAUUUGUCACUUGAUCUACAAAGUCUUCUUAUAUUAUUGUUCCAGAAGUAUCAGAACCAGUGGAAGGAGGAUUUGUCCAGAGACGAGUAUCCAUUGCCAGGGGCCCAUGUAUCCUAUCAGGUCAAAACAAAUGUGCCACUGUCUUUCACACCUCUCCCAUCCUCAGAGACUCCAGCAUCAUUGUGGCCUCGACAAGAUGAUUCUAUUGCUCAUUUCAAUAACAGUGAUCUCGUGUCUCCUACACCAAAUGUUGUUGAUAAUAAUGUUUCAUGCUUGGCUCCCAUUUCUUUGCAACGUGAUGUUGGUCCUCUCGAUAAUCUGGGAAUUCUACCCCGGCUCAAAUCAAUGACUUGGACCAUGGAGAAACGGAACUUGGCACCUGCUAAUAGAGUGGCCUUUGUCAGUCUUAAGGUAUGCAAACAAAGCAAGCUACAAGAUUAUACCAAAUCUCCUUUAGGAGAAACUGAAGUGAAGUUUCAGCUUACUAGAGAUACACUUGAAGGAAUGUUGAGAUCAAUGACCUACAUCAGCGAGCAACUCUCAAACACUGUGGGAUCCUCUGCAGAGCCAUUGCAGAAGCGGCCGAGACAGUAGCGGCCAUUUCCAUUUCCAUUUCUGGGGGUUGUCUUGUUCAUAAUUCUCGAUCCAACUUUACAAAUGCAGCAAACUCUGCUUGCUCAGUCUGCAUUCAAUUUCCAGGUCUACAUGGAUGAUUCACAGGUUCGCCCCAACAUGUAUGUUCAACAUUUUCUAGGUUAAUGAUCGAUUUCUCGGAUGAUUGCCUCUUAAGUUUGCUGCUGAAUGAUAGUUUUGAUUAGAAUUUAGAUCCCUAGCUGUAUAAACUCAUGCUGCUGCAACCAUGCUGGUAAGCUUGGUAGUUUGUUUGUUUGGCUACCGAGAAAUACAGGAAAAAUGAUGGAAGUUGAAAAUUUUGAAGA